GUCUACGGCAAAGCUGUGCGAAGAAGGAAACCAUGCAGAAGCAGAGGACAAUGGCUGCAUUCGCCGAUUGUAACAGAGAGAAAACUCACUGGUCUUCCUACGAGGCUCAGGUGCUGUUAACACUUUGGGCAGAUUCAAGUGUCCAGCAAGAGCUUGAAUCAACAGUGAGGAACGAGAGAGUUUACAGUAGGAUCACAUCUGAAUUGGCGGCAGUUGGUAUUCACCGUAGUAUAAAACAGUGCCGAGAGAAAAUAAAAAAACUCAAACAACAGUACAAAAAGUUAAAAGACCAGGACAGAAAAACGGAUGCUGAGUGGUAUGUUACCAUGGAUUCGGUCCUUGGACACAGACCGACAGCCAACUUUGAAUGUGACGUCACCUAUUACAGCCCAGAUACUGCAAUGGAAAAUGAAUCUACACGUGCCUGUGAGGCCCAGUUUGGUUCCGAUAGGGCUCUGUUUGGCUCUCUUCCGUCUAUGCAAAAUGGACACAAGAGGACCGUGCAUCAGGCAAUGAAGAGAUGGAAUAAUCAACGUCGGCGAAUUUUAAUGAAAGCCAAGCAAACUGCGCUGCGCAGGCUUGCGUUUCAAGGGAGAAACUGUCCUUCUUUAACAGCAUCUACACGAUGGGAGAGUAAUGCGAGGAGAGAAUCCCAUGCGCUGCCACUGAUUAAGGAUGAGAUGGGAAUUCAGCGCCAAUCUGCUGGAACAGAUUCGUAUGAAGAAAACACCGGGGAGAAACGACACAUAAUAAAAAUCGAGGCCAAGGAGUCAUUUGACGGCCAGCAGAGGACAGAAGAUUCAGCGCUGACAGGCGACGAGCCAAUAGUAGAGGUCCAAAUUCUUGGUGAAGAACAGCCAAUCAUGCAGGAAAUGCACGAAGAAAUACCUCCCUCUCAUACGCCUCCGGUUUCGAGAGCCAACCAGGCUGUGAAGAGAAAACGAGCGCCGUGCUCGAGCGACGAGUGGAAGAAGAUCAUCGUGGACUCGGACCAGCAGUACGUGGGAGCGCUUCACAGGAUGCUGGAGAGCGAGAGCCAGCACCGGAGAGAGGAGCUCCAGAUGAAGAGGGACGAGAUGGAGCUCCGCAGGGCAGACGCCCGGCUGAUGAAGGACGAGGCCAGCGCUUCCUCGGCCGUCCAGGGCCAGCUGGUCAGCGUCCUCGGACAGAUCACCGAGCUGUUCAGAGCCAAGCAGGCCGCACGCACACACCUGCCGCAGGGUGGGGACGGGCAGUCUUCUGCGUCGCAGACCACACGCCGGGAGGUACCGUCGCUGAGAGAGCUCCACACAAGGUUGCAGAGCGACGCUGAGCCGGGGGCAGCUCCACACCGGACUGCUGCAGCAGAGGCACAUGAAGAGAAUCGCAGCCGAGAGACUCGGAACAUCAUAAAAACCGAGAUGGAGGAGCCUAUUGUCGUCCAGCAAAGGACUGAUACAGCCCCCAUAAAUUUGGAAACCGUUCCCCUGCAGUAUGAGGAAAGCCAAGCUCACAGUACAACCCAGGAGGCAGCGGCAAUCACCGUGCAGCAGGACCUUCUGGCAGCUCAGCAAGAGCAGUGUCGUCUGAUGGCUGAGAACAACAGCAUCCAGCAGAGGCUUGUUAGAGCGGUAUCCCGCAGCAACAGGUGUAUGAGUGAACUGGCAAAGAGUAUCAGAGUCCAGAGUGCUGCUGCUGCCAGUGGCCAGGACAGGAUUGUGCAGUUACUGGAGAGGCAGGAGUGGACUAAUCAACUGCUGACCAUGAAGGUAAUGGGCGUGUCCUCCACAUCAGCACAAAACCCACAGGAGGCAAGAGGGGGGUUUUCUUUGCCUCGUGCCAGACCCUCCUCUGCAUAUCAGACUCUGUUCCCUGGUCAGGAAGCCACUGAACUCUCACUGACCUCUUCAGAUACAGAUCAGUGUAACGUAUAAUGGACAAUUUGCUAGUUGAUCCAGGAUCAUUUUUCCCCAUUUAAUACUAAAUUCCUUUCAUUUUAUAUGUUGUAAAUUAUUGCAUCACAUUUCUAGUGGUCUUCCAGCAUCAACUCCAGUUUUGUUAGGAAAGAACCUCCCAAAUAGCGAGACAGGAUUAAUAUAUUGAUGUUACAUGGAACAGGAUUGUAUGCAUCCAGGUUUAGGUAACACUUCGGAGUACAACAUAGUCAUUGAUUAAUUCCUGCAUUCAUCCUCAUUUAUUGUUCUUGCAUCCCAUGGGUGAGAAAUUAGCAUAAAAUCAGCAAAUACUCACAUGAGCCAAAACAUUAUGCGUAAUAUGCUGUUGGUCCUCUGCAAUGCUGCCAAAACAGAGGCAUGGACUCUAAAAGACCUCUGAAGGUGCCCUGUGGUAUCUGGCACCAAGACAUUUGCAGCCGAUCCUUUAAGUCUUAUAAGUUGCGAGGUGGAGCCACCAAGGAAUGGACUUGUUCCAGCACAUCCCACAUGCUAGAUUGGAUUUAGAUCUGGGGAUUUUGAAGCCAGGGUAACACCUUGAACUCAAAGCAUUCCUGAACGAUUUGUUCAUGGCAGGGCACAUUAUCCUGCUGAAAGAGGCCACUGCCAUUGGGGAAUACCGUUGCCAUGAAGGGGUGUACUUGGUCCUCAACAAUGUUUAGGUAGGUGCCAUGUGUCAAACUGACGUCCACAUGAGUGCCAGGGGUUUCCCAGUAGAACGAUGCCCAGAGCAUCGCACUCCCUCCACCGGAUUGUUGCGUUUCCCACAGUGUAUAAUAUGAAGCAUUACAAAGUUCUUUAAAGCUUCAAGGGAGCCAGCCUUAACUAAAAAUAUAUUAAUACAUGAAAAAAUAGGGUGGGAUGGACAGAAUAAAAUCAGUGUGCAAAAGAAUUAGCAAGACUUAUCAAUGUGUGUUGUACAGGCUAAGUUUAUUUAGCAUUUAUUGUUCAAGUGAGGAGAUGUAAUGGUUGAUUACUGUAAUUCAAAAGUGCUCAAACUGUCUAUUGUGUCUUACAUUUUUACUGUACAAGAAUAAGCUACUUGCAUUGAAUGUACAGAUGUAUGGUUUGCAGAUAAAUUGGCAGACUUGAAUGUAAAGAACUGGAUGGUUCUUUAAUGUUGCUAAUAUUUAGUUUAGUUCCAGGCUGCCAUAGUGCAGUUCAGUGCCCACCCAGAUCACGUUGGACACCACAGUGCUGACAAGGGGGUUGGGUUUGUUCAUAAACAAAUGAUCUGGCUUCUUGCAUAUAUAGUGUAUUUGUAGUGUGGCUAGGAGCAUCCCCUUCAGUUUUGCGCAGAAUUUUUGCCAUUUUCUUUUGAUGUCAAAUUUAUGAUUCUGCCAGGUUCAGUUAUUCACUGGACGACUGGACGUGGGGUCACACAGACUCUGUAGGGGCAUGGGGCCAGCGUUAAACCAAACCUCCCAUGCAUUGGUGGAGGAGCCUGGUCCUCUGGGAGCCUGAAGGUGAAGGCCUGUAUCAGGCCUGAGAUGAUCAAAAAGAGCUCCAUCUUGGCCAGCUGCUCGCCCAUGCACACCCUGCGGCCUGUGCGAGAGGAAUGCAAGAAUGACUCCAUCGUGUAACGCUUUAUGGUGUAUUUCACCAUCGAUGGGUAGUCACACCAGUUCUAGUUUAGUGAUUUGGUUGGGUCUAAAUGAAUCACAUUUUCAAACAUGUUACUGCCUGUCACAUUAAACCUACGGCAAGUAAUGUUACCUAUGCCAAAUGGAAUGAAGCACUCCCUUCUCAGAAUUUGGCCAUCUUCAGUGAGGAAUCUGAAGGGAUUGAAGGUGUCUGGGUCUUCCCACAGAGCGGGGUCUCGGAGGGCUGACCAGAGAUUUGGGAGAAUCACCGUGCCUUUCGGUAUGGUGUAGUCACGGAACACUAACAGAAAGCAGGAACAUCAGAGAAAAUGAGUACAACCAGCAGCGAUAUUCAGUCAUGUCAUGGCUGCCUUUUUAAUUAAUAAAAGCAGACAGAAACUUGUUUGCUGAACACUGAUAUUAGAAAGUCAUUGAGGAAACAAAUGUGCAUAAUUUUUGGGAUCCUCAUAUGUGGAUCAGCUUGUGUUUUUGUUUCAUGUCCGGAGUAUGGCAUUUCAUUAUUCAUAAGGGACGUUCUCUCACCUGUAGUCUUUGAAGCCAUAUGAGGUACAGCCAAGGGAACCACUGCUGUCAUUCUCUGUACCUCCAUGAUGGUCGCCUCUGUGAAUGGCAAACUAGCCUUGUCCUCCAGUGAUGGUGGUCUGUCCAACCCAACUACAGAAUCUAUCUCCGCUUGAACCUUCUCUGAAGUACAUGGUGGCACAACACAGACCAAGCAAACAAUGUAUUUCGCUAUCACGUGCAGCGCUAUAAGUUAGUGACUCUAGAAAGGUUCUGACAUUUGUGAUUUUCUCUCUGAAAGGUGGUGAAAGGUUGAGUAAACAAUGUUAGCUACCAAGUAAUGGACAAAUUAAACUCUCACAAAGUAAAGCUUUACAAAUAAACAAUCUGAUUACA
Molecule: messenger RNA, 4432 nt
Organism: Conger conger (European conger)
Lineage: Eukaryota; Metazoa; Chordata; Actinopteri; Anguilliformes; Congridae
Exons: 5
Coding region: 33-1913 (626 amino acids)
Source: RefSeq, a predicted model, not a curated record